Messenger RNA from Ilyonectria robusta, 279 nucleotides. RefSeq lists its product as uncharacterized. The annotation marks the transcript as partial. The transcript has a single exon. NCBI's taxonomy places the organism in Eukaryota, Fungi, Ascomycota, Sordariomycetes, Hypocreales, Nectriaceae. The record is from RefSeq and is a predicted model, not a curated record.
AUAUCCAUUACCUCCAGGCAGGGAGGUGCGGAUUCUGAUGGGAAUAGCAUUGAGCAGGAUCCCUGUGGCGAUGAAGAACCCGUCGGCCUUCACUUUCACUGUGCUACAGAUCAUGAAGCUCAGACGGAGCCCCAAAUUCCAGAGUUCUAUACUGAACAGGAAGCAGAUCUUCAAGAUGGCGAUACCUGGUCAGACGUAGAAUAUACCACCGAGAAGUUUAUUCAGCAGUUUCUAGUCGGAAUUCAUGGUUGUGGCACUGAGAAACAUCGAGAAGACCUA